Drosophila guanche is the source of this 1565-nucleotide messenger RNA. RefSeq lists its product as uncharacterized. Lineage: Eukaryota; Metazoa; Arthropoda; Insecta; Diptera; Drosophilidae. The transcript has 4 exons. The coding region runs from base 195 to 1454 and encodes 419 amino acids. The record is from RefSeq and is a predicted model, not a curated record.
UGAGCGUUUACCUUGCCAACACAAGCAACAAAACCGAAAUAAGAAACAACAUUCUCGAUAAGAACAGGCAAAACAGAACGCCAGAAAAACAGUUGCACCCCACUGUUCGGUUCGAGAACAACACCAGGCGCCACCAGAGCACAGAGAACUUCCGAACGAUCCGAAAGCAGAGUCAAGUGAAGUCCCCCAUCAGAAUGCCCGAUAACAGCAACAAGUUCUGCACCACCCAUAAUGUUCGCAUACCGGAGUGGGUCAACGAGGCCUACUUCAAGAAGCUGCUGAAGCGGGAGCUGAAAGAGUUCCGACGCAUCUUGAAUCUCUCAAUUAUACCGGCCACGCCUCCGGGCGAGACCUAUACAUCGCUGCUGAUGCGCAUUAUCGUCGACAUUGAAAUGAAAGACGGUUUCUCUCAGCAGAAAUCCUACGUGCUGAAGACCAUGCUGGACGAUGCCCAAGGCAAUGGGUUUGUCAACACCCUGAAUAUCUUUCCCAAGGAGAAGCAAAUGUACGAUCUGAUUAUACCACAAUUGGAGAAGCUCUACGAGCAGUCGGGCCUGGAGGUACAGUUUGCCCCCAAAUGCCACUGGUCGGAGAAUGUCAAUGGACGCAUCUGUCUCGUCCAGGAGGAUCUCAAAACGAAGAAGUUUCGUAAUAUCAAUCGUCUCAAGGGCUUCGAUAUGCCGCACAUGAGAAGGGUGCUCGAGAAACUAGCGGAAUUCCAUGCGGCCAGCGCUGUGUGGAGACAGCGGAACGGCCCCUUUCCGGAGGAUUUUCAACGUACUUACCUGCCCGCCAACUACAACAAAUCCAAGUCAUAUCAUGCCCGUGUCCAGAGCUACAAGGCGGCCAUGGCCAAAUGGGGUCUGCCAGAACAUGAACAGUACGUGAGUCGCAUUCCGACAGCCGAUCAAUUUGUGCAAUCUGUGGCCCGCUGCUUUAACACCAAUCCCCAGGAGUUUAAAGUGCUAAAUCAUGGGGACUUUUGGUCUAGUAAUAUAAUGCUAAGCUAUACCCAAUCCGGGGAGAUCAAUCAACUGCGUUUUGUGGACUUUCAACUGUGCAAGUGGGGCAGUCCCUCGCAGGAUCUGUGGGAGUUGAUCAUCUGCUCGGCCCAUCAUAGCAUACGGAUCAAGCACUUUGAUUGCUUCGUUAGGAUCUAUCACACUCAUCUGGUGCGCUGCCUAAAGAUCCUGAACUACACCGAACGAAUGCCUCUGUUAAGGGAGCUCCACAUGAGCAUGAUCAAGUAUGGUUUUUGGGGGUACUUUACGACCUUCACUCAUCUGGUGUUUAUCCUUCUGCCCGUUGACACGGAGGCGAGUCUCCAGUUACUCAUGCAGGCGGACGAGGAGGGAGAUCGCUUCCGCUCCAAGGUCUACACGAAUCCCCUGUACGUCCGCUCUGCUCUAAGCAUAUUACCGUUCCUCUAUAGGCGUGGCAUUUUAGACUUUUGAAUGCGAUUCUACUUAAAUGUAUAUAUUUAUGUACAUAUGUAUAUGUAUGUUUGUAAUUCUGCUGUAUUUUGUGAGUGACUUUGACUAUCUUAAAGAUUUAUCUUUUGUUUA